Molecule: messenger RNA, 692 nt
Organism: Lucilia cuprina (Australian sheep blowfly)
Lineage: Eukaryota; Metazoa; Arthropoda; Insecta; Diptera; Calliphoridae
Exons: 1
Coding region: 74-427 (117 amino acids)
Source: RefSeq, a predicted model, not a curated record
AGUAUUUUCUAAAAACUCAAAGCAAGCUAAACGUUAGUUAAAUUAAUAAAAAAAAAACAAACAAUUUUCUAAUAUGGGUACCUCUUCCGUGCAACAAUGGAUGACAAAUGAAAUAGAACGUUUAUCCUCAAAAUGGCAACGUUAUAAACCCACUGGUUCAGGCUACAAUCGUAUACAAUCUGUACGUCUUUCAAAAAGUGUAACGCAUAUGCUAAAUAAUCCUUUGCCACCAGAAGAUCGUUUGGGUAAACCACCAACAAGAAGAUUAUCACAAGGUUCAAAAGGUGUUUUAAGCUGUUCCCCAAGCGAAUGGGAAGAAGUUUAUCCCAAUGUAAAUGUUAAUCGUCCUGGUUUAACACAAGAUGUAGAAAUGUCACAACCCCAAACAUUUACCUACUAUCGAAAUUGUGCUACUAGGGUUACGUAAAAAAUUGAUUUUAAAUCUAUUAGAUAUUAUCGAUUUUGUUUGUUAUGAAUGCAUUUUUUUGUGGCAUUGAAAUAAUUUGAAAUAUAUUCAUAAGUGUUAGUUGUAGUUGUAAUUUAUUAAUUUAAUUUUUUUAAUAGAUAUUAGUUUUAAAAAAAGUACUUUUUGUAAUAUGUUUAUAAUUGAAAUAAUCCAGUUCUUGUAACCUUAUAAAUAUAUUACUGAGAUUCAAUUAAAAGCAUUGUGAAAAUAAAAUGCAGAAACUAUA